This is a messenger RNA of Drosophila grimshawi, 2013 nucleotides long. RefSeq names its product sphingolipid delta(4)-desaturase DES1 (gene ifc). The transcript is spliced from 2 exons. NCBI's taxonomy places the organism in Eukaryota, Metazoa, Arthropoda, Insecta, Diptera, Drosophilidae. Bases 416 to 1381 code for a protein of 321 amino acids. Gene Ontology annotation, cellular component: membrane. The record is from RefSeq and is a predicted model, not a curated record. Gene Ontology annotation, biological process: ceramide biosynthetic process. Gene Ontology annotation, molecular function: sphingolipid delta-4 desaturase activity.
AAAAUGGCGAACAAACACAGCAGUUGUGCAUUCAUUUUAUUCAUUGGACAGGCUAGAUACUCUCCGACAGCGGCAGCUGCAGUUUUCACCUGUAAAUGAGGUGCACCUAAGUUUAAGGGGCAGUGGUAAGUUUGCAGCGCUCUCUAGUCAGCUGUUUGCUCAUCGAUACGAUAGUCGGAGGGCAACCCUGGGCACUUUGGCCCUUACCAACACUGCUCUUUAUGUGGGUGCUCGUUGUCGACCUUGUUGCUAGUGCGGCUUCAUUAACAUUUUUCACUUCAUUGGUGUCGCAUUGUGGACGACAGGAAAAAGCACGCCUAUUUUUGUGCACUUUUUUGGUCGGUCGAUAAUGCAAAAGCGUUGUGUCUGAGCCGUCAAGCAGAACAAUAAUAAUAACAAACAGUACAAAUUAGAAAUGGGCCAGAAAGUGUCGCGCAAUGACUUCGAGUGGGUUUAUACGGAAGAGCCGCAUGCCUCGCGCCGCAAAAUCAUCCUCGAGAAAUAUCCGCAAAUCAAGAAACUCUUUGGCCAUGAUCCCAACUUUAAAUGGGUUGCCGGCGCCAUGGUGCUGACACAAAUUCUGGCGCUUUUCGUUGUCAAGGACCUGUCAUGGUUAUGGCUAGUAUUGUUGGCCUAUUGUUUUGGCGGCAUUCUCAAUCACUCGCUUAUGCUGGCGGUACACGAAAUAUCGCAUAAUCUGGCCUUUGGUCACAGCCGACCCAUGCACAAUCGCAUCUUGGGCUUCAUUUGCAAUCUGCCCAUUGGACUGCCCAUGAGUAUAUCCUUUAAGAAAUAUCAUCUGGAGCAUCAUCGGUAUCAAGGCGAUGAAGUGGUUGACACUGAUAUACCCACGCUGCUGGAGGCGAGAUUAUUUGACACAACAUUUGGGAAAUUCCUAUGGGUAUGUCUGCAGCCGUUCUUCUACAUCUUCCGUCCAUUGGUGAUCAAUCCGAAGCCACCGACACGCCUGGAGAUCGUUAAUACGAUCAUCCAGCUGACAUUCAAUGUGGCUGUGGUUUACUUUUUCGGCUGGAAGGCGAUGGCCUAUCUGUUAAUUGGUUCCAUUCUGGCGAUGGGUCUGCAUCCUGUGGCGGGGCACUUUAUAUCGGAGCACUACAUGUUCGCCAAGGGCUUUGAGACGUAUUCGUAUUAUGGACCACUCAAUUGGAUCACCUUCAAUGUUGGCUAUCACAAUGAGCAUCAUGAUUUUCCGGCUGUGCCCGGCUCCCGGCUGCCGGAGGUGAAGCGCAUUGCCAAGGAGUUCUACGAGACGAUGCCACAGCACACCAGCUGGACUCGUGUGCUCUAUGACUUUGUCAUGGAUCCAUCUGUGGGUCCAUAUGCGCGUGUCAAGCGUCGCCAACGUGGACUCGCCUCCUAAAGGCGCACACCCUCCACCCACCCGUCAAAAAAAAGCAGGGUGCUGCAAUGAUGCCAUGAUUUUACUAGCGAGUUUCCGUGCAUUAUGUAAUCUCAGUGUUUAGAUGUAGAACGUACAACAAACAGAAAAGCAACACACAGCGGCUUCUUUCUUCAGUUUGUUUUCCAAUUGUCAAUAUCAUGGGGGGAAUUUGAUAAGCAACUUAUUUUAAGUAAUAUUUCUAGCACUUGUGGAGCUUUAGUUGGCAAUUGACAAUUGACAAUUGACAAUUGUUAAGCUUUACCAUCAAAUUAUUAUUGUUACCUCAAUCACAUUACUACAGAGGGCAUGUUAAAUUUAGUAUGUAAAUCGUGUCCUAUAUUACAUAAACAAAAUGAGUUUUAGUAUUUUCUAAAUAUGUAUGUAUAUUUAUUAAUUGUCGCCUAAUGCAACAACAACAACAACAAAACUAUUUUUGAUAGCCUCUUGUAACUGAUACAUUUAUCUAAAUACCAAAAAACGAACGCCACACGGCUCUAGUUCUAAAAUCAAAAUCAAAAAAGCAAACCAAUUGUGUACUAUACUCGUAUUCGUAUGUAAUAAAAACAAAACAAUUAAGUAAAAAAAAAAUACAAAAUCCUCAUAUUUAUUUU